Leptopilina heterotoma is the source of this 11034-nucleotide messenger RNA. It is a transcript of the gene E(bx), whose product is annotated as nucleosome-remodeling factor subunit NURF301. Gene Ontology annotation, biological process: regulation of transcription by RNA polymerase II. Lineage: Eukaryota; Metazoa; Arthropoda; Insecta; Hymenoptera; Figitidae. Gene Ontology annotation, cellular component: NURF complex. The record is from RefSeq and is a predicted model, not a curated record. The transcript has 22 exons. Bases 1195 to 10422 code for a protein of 3075 amino acids. Gene Ontology annotation, molecular function: RNA polymerase II cis-regulatory region sequence-specific DNA binding.
CUAGGCUUCAUCUCGAAAAACAAAAUGGCGUCUCUUCAGUCUAGCAAAGUGCCAGUUGCUCAUUAAUUUACAAGCACAAAUUUAUCCCCUUUUCACAAUUCAAAUAAAAAUUCAAGUGAAUAAUUCGUGUAAAUUCGUGUAAAUUCGUGACGCUAGCGAUACAAUUGUCGGGACAUAGUGUUUCGCGAUAAUUUUUCCCCAAAAGAACAGUGAAAAUGUAGAGAGUGUGAAAAAAAAGAAAAAAAUUCCCGAAAGUGCUGUCCUCUGUGCAAGCUUCUUGGAAACGGAAAGUUUUUUUUUGAAAAUUCGUACUUUUUGAAGUGAAAAAAGAAAAUUGAACGGGAAAAUUUUUUUAACUUAAAUAAAGAGAGUAAAAAACAUUUAUUUCUCUUCAAAUGAUGUUUUUUUCAGUGUUAAAACGUGUGAAAUAGGUGAGAAAAAGUGUCGCCAUCUGUCGGAGGAAAUGAAACUCGAUUGUAAUUUUUCGUGAGUAGGAAAAUCAAUUUUCGAAAGAAAAACAAUUUUUAAUUAAACAAUCUCGUGUCUCGUAAAUAGAAAUUUGGUUUUCUUUUUUUUUACAUAUUAAAAAUUAAAAAGAAGUGUUUUUUACUAGUGUCAUGGCUACUUUUUCAUUGACCAAUCAGCGUCGAUUUUCGUGAAAACUCCUGUGACUUCGCGUCAUUUCGUCGUGUUACCCCCCCUCUCUCUCUUAUUUCGCGUGUUCACAACGUCAAUCAAAGAGAAAAUUCUUUUUUCCACUAAAUUGACAAAAAUUGUUCACCCCGCUGAAAAAAAAGAGAAGCGAACAUUUUUUUCCAUUGAAAAUAAAAAACUUUUUACGUGAAUUGUGUCUCUUUUUCUCUCUAUAAUGGCGGUACAUUGGGUCACGUGACCCCCUCCUUUCAGGAAAUUUGGGGGCAGGAGAAAUGGCGCAAACCAGAGAUCGAAAACAUGGGAAAUGUUGCGUGUUCCCGGGGAAUGUCAAUGUUUAUUUGUUUACAAUAUUAAUUGAAAUGUUUUAUUGUGACACGUGUAUUUGAAUUUUAGUAAUUUUUAAGAUUUAGAAAAAGAAAAUUCCAAGUGUGAAUUGGUGAAUUUUUUUUUCUUUGUUUUUUACGGGGGAUAUAUAUAUAUAUAUAGAUAUAUAGUGUAUUAUAUAGUCUUGUGUGUGUCGUUGUGGAGAAAAAAACAAAAAUGACGGGACGUGGGACAAAACGUCGGGGAAGACCGCCAAAGUCGGUGGUUAUGGAGAGACCGAAAAAAUUUCAAUAUCAUUUAAUGAAAAAACCGAAAUAUUUACAAAAUAAAGGUUCUGAAACGCCAUCGAGUCAACCGGGUACGCCGACGAUAUCGAGGGCGUCGUCACCGGUCGAAUGCGAGGAAACAGGCAGUAGCAGCAGACGAAGUACGAGGAGCAAAAAAGGACGUGGUGGACGUGAACGAAAUUCGAGAAAAGGUGGACACUCAACAGGCGCAUAUCAACGACGUGGUUACAAUACAAACGUCGACUAUCACGAUUCAGAAUAUCACUAUGGCUCUGAUUUUGGCGAUGAAUCAAGUGAAAAAAGUGAUCUCGAAGAGGAGCCAAUACAAUCGGAGGAUAAUUCAUCGGAUUCUAUAGAGGAGCCCGAUCCAUCGAGUGACAGUGAUUUUUCCCUAUCGAGUUACAGUAAUACAAGUGGAACACCAAGGAAAUCAUUAUUAAAUCAACAACAACGUCCACCAAGUCCCGAGCCAUUGUGGCUGCAAAAUCGAGAAUUACCAAUUCUCGAAGUACCAAAAUCAUCGGACGAUCUUCUUGUACCAAAAGAAUUUGUCAUGCCAUGUUUAUCAAUUUACGAAGUACUGAGACAUUUUCAAACACUCGUGCGUUUAACGCCAUUUCGUUUUGAGGAUUUUUGCGCCGCAAUUAUUUGCGAUGAUCAAACAAAUUUAUUAACGGAAUUACAUAUAAUGUUGAUAAAGGCAUUAUUGCGUGAGGAGGAUUCACAGCAAACGCAUUUUGGACCAUUAGAUCAAAAGGAUUCGGUGAAUGUGAGUUUAUAUUUUGUCGAUUCAAUGACAUGGCCUGAAGUAUUACGAUCUUAUGUUGAGAGCGAUCGUUCAUUUGAUCAAUGUAUAUUGACAAUAUUAACAAAUUGUGAAUAUCCAUUUACAACAAUUGACAAUAGGAUUAAGGUCCUACAAUUUUUGACGAAUCAAUUUCUAAUCACGAAUCCUGUGAGGGAGGAUCUUUUACAUGAAGGAAAUGUUCAUUACGAUGACCAUUGUCGCGUUUGUCAUCGACUUGGCGAUUUGCUUUGUUGUGAAACAUGUCCGGCUGUAUUUCACUUGAGUUGCGUCGAGCCGCCGAUGGUCGAUGUACCGACCGAAGAUUGGCAGUGCAGCCUCUGUAAGGCGCACAAAAUCAGUGGCGUCGUCGAUUGUAUUCCCGAUGUCGAGAAAAAGGGAAUCCUCUGUCGGCAGGAGCAUCUUGGCUUCGACAGGCACGGACGUAAAUAUUGGUUUCUCGGACGACGUGUCUUCAUUGAAAGUGAUGAUGGACAAGUAUGGUACUACAGUACACCUCUGCAAUUGGAAGAAUUAAUCGCUGCCUUUGAUAAAACCGAAAUGGAAGUUGCUCUCUAUCGUGAAUUAUCCGAUUAUAAAGACGAAAUUGUACGUCAAAUGGAAAUAACCGAAACACUCACGAAUCAAUUUAAGGGCAACAAGAAAUCCUUUCUAGAAGUUGAAAACGCGGCGAUAUUGAAGCAGAGAAAAGAGCGCGAAGAGCGUAUCGAGAAGGAGAAAGAGGAGAAACUUGAGAAAGAGCGUCUCGAGGCCGAGGAAAUGGUUCGUAAAAUGCACGAGGGUCCCGAUUCACUCGAGGAACGUUUAGCCAUCGUCUCAGGACAAUCUGAAGACAAAGAAAAUGAAACAUCGCUAAUUUCCUCUUUGAAUCAAGUUCCCGAUUGUGUCGGCGAAACCGUUGAGGUCGCCAACGAAACCGAUACAACAACAAACACCGAUUUAACAUCUACAACAACAACAACAACAACAGCUACAAAAGUGGCGAAAACACCCUCUUCAUCUUCUGCCGAUGAUGUCGAUGAUGAAUCUUCCACUGUCGAACCAGGAACUGGAACAGUACCUGGAACUGGUACUGGAACUGGAACAGGAACUGGAACACCAGGAACUGUAGGAACACCAGGAGCAAACGAAGAAGGUGUAAAAAUCACCAAAGACGGAAAAACCCAUAAAAUUCUCACUCGUUCAAAAACCGGUUCCCUAACGCCACGCACCUUCAACAUGGAGGAUCUAAAGAGGCGAAACAAGGAAGAAUUGGAGCGUCAAUUAAAAGACGAAAGCGACAGUACUCGUUUAACGAGACAAAAGGCCCAUCAAAUAGCGACCGGAACACAUCUCUUCAAACUCGGCAUGGACAAUAAUUUCAAGUCCUACGUGAAUCAAUACACGACGAACGUGAUCGCUCUGAAUAAACCCCAACGGAACGAAGAGCGCGACAAGAAACGUCAUCUGUCGCAUAAAUUCUCCCUGACGCCGCUCUCCGAGUUCAAGUGGAUCGGCAGUUUGACGGGAACGCGCGCUCUUCUUGUUUCGACCCUGCGGCAAACGAUUCUUCAGCUCGAGAGUAAUAUUCAAGCUUCGUUCAUGCACACAAAUUGGCCGUUGCUGCGAAAGCCUUGGACCAGUGCAGUCGGGACUUGUGUGAAUCCUCGGGACUUUGCGAGAGCGUUGAUUGUCCUGCAGGCUUGCAUUAAGCCGGUGGUGUUUGCGAAUGUUUGGAACGAGCAAUUGGGACAUGUGAAAUUGAAGAGAGUGACGGCGUUGGAGCGCGAGGAGAAGAAGAGGUUGGAUAAGAAGGAGAAGAAGGAGAAGGAGGACGAGGAGGAGAGGAAUCGAUUGACGUAUAAUUUUGUGAAAUACACCCUCGGGUUGAAGCAUCAGAUUUGGAAGCAGAAGGGAGAGGAGUAUAGGGUGCAUGGACAGUGGGGAUGGUUGUGGAACUCGGCCGGACGAAGAUUGAAGAACUCGGGGAAAAGUGAAUUGAAAAUGGAGGCGCAGAAGAUUAUGUUGCAAAUUCGCGAUCAAGAGGGGAUUAAAAUUUUAGCGCUUGAUCCGGCGACUUAUGAUUAUAUUGUCGAGGAAUUCGGCGAACCGAAACCGAAGGCUUCCGUCGUUAAUUCUUUCGCUAAUUCGAACCCUACUUCUGUCGCUAAUUCAAACGCUACUUCUGUCGCUAAUUCGAACGCUAAUUCCGUCGCUAAUUCGAACGCUACUUCUCCCUUAAAAAGCGAAAAGAGGGAAAAGAAGGAAAGACGAAAAAAUAGCGAGAAGGGCGAGAGGAAGGAGAGGGAGAAAAUCGAGGACGAAAAGUGCGACAAGGAGGUGAAAGUGGAGGUCAAGGAGGAGACGAGGCUCAAGCGGAGUUUGCGGAAUCAGCAGCGACGGAAGUCGAGAGUAGUGAGGGAGGAGGAGAUAAAGAGCGAGGUUGAUUCCGCGGAUCUUCAGUCUGAAUCCGCAGCCUCCAAGAUCGAGAAAUCCGCUGAGACGAAGAGCGAAACCGAAAGAGUGAAAAGCGAGGCGGAGAGAAUGGAAAUCGGAACCGAAGGCGACGCUGAAGCGUUAAAAAUCGAAACCGAAGGCGCUAAGACGCUGAAAACCGAAAGCGAAGGCGGUGAGACGCUAAAAACCGAAAACGAAGGCGUUGAGACGCUAAAAACCGAAAGCGAAGGCGCAGAGACGCUAAAAGGCAAAAGCGAAGAAAACGAAGGCAAAAAGACGCUAAAAGGCAAAAGCGAAGAAAGCGAAAGCAGCGAAGGAAACAAAGAAGUAAAAACCGAAGGCACCGAGGAAUUAAAGAGCGAAACGGGGGGAAUUGCGAUAAAAAGCGAAGCGGAACAAGGAACGAGUGGAACGAGCGCAAGUGAGAGCGACAACGAGAGUAAAAACAAAGAAACAACAAAAGAGGAAAAGAACCGAUUGAACCUCGCCUUCCUCGCCGGGAUGAAGAUCCAAAAGGUCUUCGAUCCCAUAGAGAGUCUGGAGGAGAUCGACAUUACAAAAGCCCUAACCACGCCCGGAAGAAUUCUCUAUCCGAAGAUAGCGAAAAAGACCCGAAUCGAUGAGUUCCUGGCGAGGCGCACGCAUCUAAAGCUCCUCGAGGAGAGGAAAUUUAUCCAGAUUGAAAAAUCGGCGCCGAAGAAUACGGCGAUAAUUAAUAAUGCGAUUCGAGAAAAUUGCGAACGGGGAAAUGAAAAUACAGAAAGCGGAACAACCGGAACGGGAACAACGGGAAAGGGAACGAAAGGAACGGAGACGAAAGCAGAAAGUGGCGGUGGUGGGGAUUUUUUGCAUAAUAUCCUGUCGGGAAAGGCGAUAAAUAAGGGAUUGACGCCGUACGCAAAGGAAAUGAUGAUUGUCCUGGCAAAACGAAUUCAACAGGUUAGAUUGCAAUAUGCAAAUAUUAUGCGAAUGGGACGCAAUGGAAAAUGCUAUUCGAAAUAUUGUAAUAUUCAACCAAUUGAGAAGACAAUAAGUGCUACGCAAUUGUUGACGGCUAAUUGUUAUUCGCCGAUUUGCCUGCAGAAGGCGAGAUUGAAGAGGGAAUUGAUUAUUCUGAUGAGAAAGGCGAAUGCUUUAAAUAAUAAUCAGGUUCCUGGCUUGACAAAAAUUGGCGAUGCAGCAGCAGCAACAGCAGCAGCAACAACAACGACAGCAGCGACAACUGAUAAAAAUUUACCCAUUAAAACUGAAGUUGUUGAGGAGAACAAAGACGCCGUUCGAAAGAAUUUAGAAUCGUCGAUUUCAAAUACGGUCACAGAACAAGUGAAAACGGAAAAUGGCGAUGAAAAUGAGCCAGAAGCAAAACGUAUCAAAUUGGAAGUUAAGGAGGAAGAAAAGGAGAUAAAAGUUGAAAAGCCGGAAACAGUUUCGACGACAAGUAAUGUUACAACAACAACGACAGUGACAACAACAACAACAACUAGUCAAACUGUUAAAACUGUCGAUGGUGUUGUUCAAAAAACUCAAGAAAGUGUUACGUCGGAAAAUUCUAUUGAUGUCACGACAGUCACUUCCGAGACAAAAAGUGUCGCUGGCAGUACAACGACAAUAAUUGUAAAUAAACGUGGACGUACAGUGCAUCGUUGUGCAGUUGCAAAGGAAUUAAAUGCCGAUGGUUCGGAGAGAAUAUACUCGGCACAAUCGACGGAGGGUAAAGUUUAUUUGAAGAAAAUUUCCAUUUCCUUAGCUGAGAGAAAGAAGAAGCGCACCCCAGUCAAGUAUCCAUUGUGCUCGACAUUCUGCACAAAAAAUAAACAUCGCAGUAUUCUUUUGUUGCCGCAACAUGAAUUACGAAAACUCGCCAGGCACGGCGGACGAACGCCCGUUCUUGGAUUUAAUCAUUCAGCGAAGGCGAACAUGUCAGUGUGGCCGUAUCAGUGUUCGCGGCCACUUUUCAAAACGUGCUGGCUUUAUCGAACGGUGGGACUAAAAUCGUUGGCAUCCGCCGCAUUGCAAUUGAGAAUAUUGUGGGCUUGCUUACGAUGGGACGAUAUGGCGACAAAACCACUGUCAAGUGACGGCAAACAUCAAAUAACAACUGACACUGAAAUAAUGUCACUGGAAAUAUUGAAACAUCGUCACGUUGGACAAUUUUUGGAUAAGUCGCAAUAUUUGCGUCGGAAAGUUCUCAUUCCCCUCGAACUUCCUAAACAAGUCAGAGAAGUCACAUCGAUAAGAAGCGGUUUGCGAAAGCGGAAGAGACCGGAAUCGCCGCACAGCACUGAACCACAAGUUUCAGAGGAAUGGGUCGAUGAGGACAAACUCGAACUCUGGGAAAUUAAACAAUACGGCGACAGGUUAGAGAAGGCUAAUGCCCAGAUUAUUACUAGGAGCCGUUCGGGCACGCCUCUAGUUGCGCCCGGCAAUCGUUCGUCGGGCAUUGGUGUUGGUGCGAAUGCGGCGACAACCGCCGCCGGUGGCGAUCAACAAGUCAGCGGUAAGCAAACGCCCGAGGAAAUCAAGGAGAAAAUGGAGCAACAAUUGCGAAUGCAACGCGCCGCACAUCAACAGAAACGCGCCCUCGAAACACUCAAGAGUCCUGCGAAUGCAAAUUUACCCGCCAAUCAACUCGUCAAAGUCACCACCAGCUCCAAUCAGGACGGCGCUAUAAAGGUGGUGACAAAAGUUGCAAUUCCCGCGAAUCCAAAUGCAACGCCAGGAAAAUCGCAACUUACUUCUUUGCUCACAACGCCAACGCAAAAUAAAACUUUAAUAGGAACUCGUCGAAUUUACAUGACAAAAACUCCUGACGGCAAUACGAGAAUUAUAUCAGGACCAACGAGUAUUCUACCAAAGAGUGAACAAUCACCGCAAACGCCUAAUCGUCAACAGUCAUUGAUUAAAGUAACCGGCACUCCAAUACCAGCGCCAAGUCCCGCACUCCAAAGUAUACAGCAACGUGUACAAAUUCUACGCGGUCCCGAUGGUAAAUUACAAGUUCGCGGCCUAAUGCCCGGUCAACAAUUGGUACAAAUGCCCGAUGGUAAACUACACGUUCUCAAUACUGGUCAAACUGCUCAACAAAUUGCCGCCGUACAAACAAAUUCACCAAUAGCGACAACAACAACUACUAUCGUUUCGACUCCACCAACAACAGUAGCAGCAUCGCCAGCAGGCACAGUCGUAACGACAAAAACACCACAAACAAAAAUUGCACCAGUUAAAAUAACACCGGCGAAAACAACCGUUGUUAUUCAACAAGACGGUACGGAGAAAAUUGUCCAACAAAAUGUCCAGGGUAAACGAUUAACGUCAAUAAAUGCGAGUCCACAGGGUGGAAAGAAUACAAUUUUAGUGACGAGUAGCGGGCAAAUUGUUCAGGGACAACAGAUUAUACAGAGCGGUGGUGCGACGCAAGUUGUCGCUGGCAAUCAAAUUGUCGUUAAUAAUCCAACUUUGGCGCAACAAUUGGCCACGGGUAAGGCGCAAUUGGCAACAAUUGGCGGUCAUCAAGUCAUUAUAAGGAGCACAUCGGCUGGUAAUCAAAUAUUCCAUUUGAAUUCAACGGCGAAUAGUGGAAUUAUCGUGAAACAGAAUCAGGCGACAACGACGCCGGUGAAAAUUGCGACGAAGGUGGUGGAAAAUUCACAGGAGGGAAGUGUUAAUAAUAAUGUUAGUGCCAGUGUGAAUAGUAGUGUUAGCGCUGUCACGACGGCGACAACAACGACUAGUAACAAUAAUAUUGCAAGUGGUGCACCGACAUCGACGACUGUGAAUAAUACCGCGACGGGUCAAGUGAACGCUACUGCGACUACGACAACUGCGGCAACGGCAACGACGCCAACGGCCGCACCAGGAAGUGUUGAGGCAUCACUCUUGGCGGGACAUCCGCCUGGAACGAUCAUCAAGUGCGUUACCGCGCAGGUUAUUCAAACGAGUCAGGGACCAAGAAUUGUGCUUCAAGGUUUACAGGGUACGGAAUUUACUCCUCAGCAAUUGACCAUGGUGCAGCAGCAGGUUAAGCAGCAACUGUUGAAAGCUCAAGCAACAACCGGUAAACAAGGAGUUCUUGGUCCUACGAAACUUUAUGUCGCUGUUCAUCCACCAGUGCCAACGCAAACUUCAACCACUCCGCAAACAAGUCCAGUGGUUAAUGCGAAAUCAGAACCUGAAAGUGAGACGCCAGAGAGUCCAGCUCCUCCUACACCAGUGGUAAUCAAGAAAGAAUUGGAAGUAAAAACAGAGGCAAAUUCAGCGCCAGCAACACCUGAGAAGCCAAAAGUCGUUGUUCAGCAAGUGGCAAGAAAUGCCGGAGCCGAAGGCGAACCGCAAAAACAACAAAUGGCCAAUGGUCAACAGCCUUUGCAGACGCCGAAAAAGGAACCUGGCCAAGCGUCGAAUAAAUUCGUCAUUACUCCGGAUUAUAUUCAGCAAACAAUUAAAAGUGCUUUGAAACAGGAGAAUUUGAAUCCAGAAAUUGAGGAGAAAUUAUUGCAACUUCAACGUUAUCAGGAGAAGCAAAUGAAAGGCACGGAGAAUACAAUUUCAAGUAAUCAAAGUCAUAAUCAAAUUGCAACAACGCCACGAACACCGGCGAGAAAACGACCGACGCCAACUGCAACAGCAGCAACGGGAGCAGCAGCAGCAGCAACAACAAUAAAUACAACAAACAUUCCAGCCACAAAUGUCACGACAAAUUUGCAAAAUCUUGUCAAUGACAAGGACAUUGAUUGGUCUGAGCCACCGAAAAAGAAGAUAUCGCCGAAAAUUGAACCUCGAGAGCCCGUUGGUAAAAGAAAAAGCGAUGAAAUGGAAAUGCAGGAGAAUGAAAUCUCGCCCAAGAGUCGACCGAAUAAAUUACGUGACUCACAGGAUUUGAAGAGGAAAUCAAGAGUCACAUCGCAAAUGAACGUUUUACUCUUUCGGCAUAAGGAAAUGCUUAAAAAAGAUAUUCUGAAGAAACGAGCGCUUCUUGAGAAGGAACUUUCCAUUGACAUACAGAAGGAUCUCUCGGCAGAAUUGGCGAGUCGAACGAAAGCAGAGAGACAUAAACAGGACGAGGUGAAGGUGGGAAGCGCAAAACGCAAGAGUAAUGCGCAACCCGCACAACAAGUGAGUCCACCGAAUCGUAAUGUUAAACCGAAGAGUCGAAAGAGUCAUGGAAAUAGUACAACGCCACCGGGCGGCUCUUCAGCGGCAAAUGCGAAUCGAAUCAAAAAGGAGAAACUUUAUUGUCUCUGCAGGACACCAUAUGAUGAAACUAAGUUCUACGUGGGGUGUGAUUUGUGCAACAAUUGGUUCCAUGGCGAGUGCGUUGGCAUCACUGAGGAAAUGAGCAAAACUCUUUCGGAAUUUGUUUGCACCGAAUGUCGUCACGCGAGGGACACACAGGAACUUUAUUGCCUUUGUAAACAACCCUACGAUGAAUCUCAGUUUUACAUCUGUUGUGACAAAUGUCAGGACUGGUUCCAUGGGCGUUGUGUUGGUAUUUUACAAUCGGAGGCUGACAAUAUUGACGAAUACGUGUGUCCGAAUUGUCAACGGAAUUCGUCGGUUAAUUUUGCGAAUAUGAAAAAUUUAAACGCAAAAGAUCUUGACCUCUUGAAAAAAUUAAUCAAACAAAUACAGCAACACAAAAGCGCUUGGCCGUUUAUGGAACCUGUCGAUCCGAAUGAGGCGCCAGAUUAUUAUAAAGUUAUCAAAGAACCAAUGGAUCUACAAACAAUCGAAUUGAGGAUAAACGACAAGAGUUACAAGAAAUUAAGUGAAUUCAUCGGCGAUAUGACGAAAAUAUUCGACAAUUGUCGUUACUACAAUCCAAAGGAAUCGCCAUUCUUUAAAUGUGCCGAGGCCCUUGAAACAUAUUUCGUCCAUAAAAUCAAGUGUCUACGGGAAAAGUUCUCCGAAGGUAAAUGAAAAAUCAAAUAAACAAUUUCAAAGAAAAAAAAAAUAAUUGUGAAAAGAAAAUGCAAAAAAUGCAAAAUGAAAACUUGAAAGUGUCCAAGUGUUGUAAAAUAUUUCUCUAUAUAUAUUAAACAAAAGACUUUUUAAAAAUUAAAUUCGCCAGCGAAGAGUCAGUGCGGUUUUUUUUAAAUCAUUACUUUCCUCAUUUUUUGGAAAAAAUUGAGAAAAAAAGAAACAAAAAGGGAGCCGUGAAAAUUUCGCGUUUCAAGAUGAGAUGAAAAAAAAAUGAAUUAAAAAAAUAGAAGAAGAAUUCAGCGAAAAAAUUAAAAAAAGAAAAAAAAGAGAGAGAGAGGGAAAAAGUGUAUAAUUAAAAAAAUGGAGAGAAAAACCGCUUCUGUGCCAGUAAAAAACACGAAACUCAAAAAAAAACCUAGAUUUUAAGUUAUAAAUAUAUAAAAAAAAUAAAAAAAAACUAGCGUUAAAAACGUUUUUUCUUCACGUUUUAAUUUAUUCGCUCGCGCGUCUUUUUAAAAAAAAUGAAAAAUUCCUCACUCGACGCGGAAAUGAUUAAUUAUACAUAUAUUAAUUAAAUUGAAGAAAAAAGAAAAAAAAGUUAGCUGAAAA